GCGCUGCUCGGCAGGGCUGGCCAAAGAGGCGCGCGCGCCUCUCGCCCUUCCUUUCCGGCCAAGGGGGUGGGCGCUUGUGUGCAAAAGAGGCGCCGGGAGCCUCGCAGCCGUUCAUUGCCCGCCAGCUGCUGCGCGCCGAGGACUCCACCUGCCUGACUAGCUGGCCGCAACGCUGCGCCCUCGAGGCUCUUUUCCCGCGCCUUGCCGGUCCGGGGCGCCCUUGCCUAGAGAGCAGCGACAGCAGGAGGAGCCGCCACCGCGUCUCGUGCGCUCACCCUUCCCGGCCAAGUUGGAGCUGCGCGCAGGCGACGGGAUCGCCGGCUUCGCCCCCCGGGACGCGGUUCUGCCCCGCCGCAUGAGGCUGGCCGUGUUGGUGGCGCUCCUGCCCGGCUCUUCGGCUCUCUCCGCGCGCCGCCCGUGCUCCCCGCAGCCCCUUCGCCCCGCGCCCGGGGCCAUGAACGCCUCGCUGGGCAACCAGACCGAGGCGGCCGGGCUGUUCCUGGCCAACAGCAGCCUGUCCUUGGAGCGGGCGCUGCGGUCCUUCACGCCGCGCUCGGUGGUGACCGACGACGGCUUCGUGGUGGCGGCCCCGGACGAGAGGAGCCUGUACAUCAUGCGCGUGGUGCAGAUCGCCGUCAUGUGCGUGCUGUCCCUCACCGUCGUCUUCGGCAUCUUCUUCCUGGGCUGCAACCUGCUCAUCAAGUCCGAAGGCAUGAUCAACUUCUUGGUGAAGGAGAGGCGGCCGUCCAAAGAGGUGGAGGCGGUGGUGGUGGGACCUUACUGACACCCCCUCACCCCACGCAGGACUUUUGAAGAAGCGGCCACUGUUGCCUUGCGGGGAACUCCUUCCUCCCGGCCGUGGUAGGGCAGUUUGGGACGAGGGAGCGGUCCUGCCUUCCAAGAGAUGCUCUGAUGGGGCCAGAAAGCUGGAAGACUGGGGUGGGGGGCACGCCUUGUACACUUUUCCAGACUUGUACUCUUUCCUAGGAAAAGAGUGACGCCACAUUCUUCUGCUUGUCCCAUGGAGGACAGAGGAAGAACUAAUCUCCUCUGGCAUAUGGGAAGAGAGUUGGGUGGAUUGAGAGGGAAAAGUGGGAGUUACGAAGCCGGAAAGCCUUCUUCUUAUUUUAAGGGGGUGUCCUGUAAAUAACAGUGUAAAUGUACCCGAAUGAAACAUUCCCGACUUUUUUUAGUUUUGCUUAACGGGAGAGGACAAGUGAGGAACAAAGUGAUCUCAACAGAAAGAUUGAUUGUGAAACCUCCCUGACAGUUUGAAAUGAAGGGCGGGGGGACCAGACAAAACCCACAUUUGACAAAUCCAGAUGUGGUGUUUGGGGGAUGGCGGAGGAGGCUGGCAGCUUUUCACCCAAGCGCUCCUGCUAAUUGUGCGACUCUUAAUGGUUUUCGGGUUGUCUUCUAUCUACCACCGUUCGAUCUUCUUUUUCAAAUUGUAUCCCGUUGGGUCCAGUUUGUAUUUUGUACCUAUCACUUGAAGCUUGUCUGCUGCUAAGAGCCAGCUGGUGUGUGGUUGAAUGCUGCUCCCCUGGCUAUAUAAAUUACAAAGCCCCCCCUAAAAAACAAUAAGAGUGCUCUGAUGGUAUCUGUCUUGUUUUGAUUUUUUUCUUAUUUAAUUUGCUUUAAUAAAAUAUAUCUGAAACUUC
This is a messenger RNA of Sphaerodactylus townsendi, 1661 nucleotides long. RefSeq names its product reprimo, TP53 dependent G2 arrest mediator homolog (gene RPRM). The transcript has a single exon. Bases 356 to 784 code for a protein of 142 amino acids. The record is from RefSeq and is a predicted model, not a curated record. Lineage: Eukaryota; Metazoa; Chordata; Lepidosauria; Squamata; Sphaerodactylidae.